UUGGGGUAAAAGGACAAUAAAAAGCGUAAAGUUGUAAUGACAGCAACGACGACGGCAAGACGACUACUGGAAGAAAUCUUCGCGUCGAAGCGAGUCCAAUGCGCCAUUAGCCUCACGGGCGGUGGGGGCAACGUGUCUGGGGAGAUGCUGGGAACAUGUGGAGCGUCCAGUACGCUCUUGGAAGUGUCGCUUCCUUACUACCAGCAAAGUUUGGUCGAGUUCUUGAACUUGUCCCCGGACGUCGUCCAACGCGAGGUGCCGACUCGUUUCUCGUUCUCGAGCCAAGAGGUGUCGAUUCUGAUGGCAAAGAAGUCGCUGGAACGAGCUCGGGCGCUUGUGCCCCUGGACGAUGCGGCCAAAUGCGUCGGCAUUGGAUGCACGGCGGCGCUGGUGUCUCUGCAGCCGCGCCGAGGAAGCCACCGUGCAUUCGUGACGUUGUGCUCUAUCCAUGGCACGUACAACUUCAAUCUAAACAUGCAUAAAGGCGCGCGCAGUCGAAAAGAAGAAGACGAAUGUGUCGGGAACUUGAUCGUGUUGGCCUUGGCGAAAGCAGCGCGCGUGGACGGUGCAUCCCUCCAGACCGCCUUGACCGUCCAUGAACUCGACACAUUGACCGAACACGCAACGGAAUUCGACGAUUCGAUUCCGUCUUCGUUAAUGUCAACCAGUAGCAAUAGCACCACCACCACCAUCGCCUUGUUCCCCAACAACGUCAUCCUGCGCGACAUGCCGUGGAAGCACAUGCUCGUACUGCCCGGCAGCUUCAACCCCGUGCACCAGGGCCACUUAGAGUUUGCAUUGGCGGCGCAGCGCCUCCUUCAAUCUAUCGACAACAAGGUUGUGUACACACCGCUGUUUGAACUGUCGCUCCAGAACGCAGACAAGGGGGCAUUGGCGGACGUGGCAGACCUCUCCCGCCGCGUCCGCGCCCUCGUGGACACGCAUAACCAGCGCGUGGUGCUCACGAAUGCUUCCUUGUUCGUGGACAAAGCUGCGCUGUUCCCUUCGUGUGUGUUUGCAGUCGGAGCCGACACCGCGGUCCGCCUUGUCGACCUAAAGUACUACGGCAACGACCCUGCCAAGCUGUGGCUGGCGCUGGCGACCAUCUCGUCGCACAAGUGCCGGUUUGUCGUAGCUGGACGACUGGUAGAAGGGGCGUUUGUGUCCGCCCAAGACGCCGUCUCGAGGGUCCCCGCGCCCUUUGAGCACUUGUUUGUGCCUAUCCCAGAGUCCACGUUUCGACUUGACAUGUCUUCGACCCAACUUCGCCAGCAACAAUCGAAACGAAAUGCCCAAGUGUUGUAACGUUAUAAAGGGAGGAUUGCAUACUGUACUACCCCGGUAGUUUGAUAAUGUCGAAAUAAACACAUAUAGGCCCUGA
Molecule: messenger RNA, 1381 nt
Organism: Aphanomyces astaci
Lineage: Eukaryota; Oomycota; Saprolegniomycetes; Saprolegniales; Verrucalvaceae
Exons: 3
Coding region: 37-1305 (422 amino acids)
Cellular component (GO): cytoplasm; nucleus
Molecular function (GO): ATP hydrolysis activity; nicotinamide-nucleotide adenylyltransferase activity
Source: RefSeq, a predicted model, not a curated record